This is a messenger RNA of Spinacia oleracea (spinach), 1822 nucleotides long. RefSeq names its product protein ALP1-like. The record is from RefSeq and is a predicted model, not a curated record. The transcript has a single exon. NCBI's taxonomy places the organism in Eukaryota, Viridiplantae, Streptophyta, Magnoliopsida, Caryophyllales, Amaranthaceae. Bases 103 to 1596 code for a protein of 497 amino acids.
CUCCUUCAAUUCAACUUCAUCUCCCUCCUUUCACAUUUCAAACUUUCUCUCUCUCUAAAAGAAUCAAAUCUUUCUCCCUCCUACAAAUUCAACCCAAUUUUGAUGGAAAUUUCUUCAUUUCCCUUUGACGAUUUGUCUCAGUACUACCCAACACCUUACCCAGAACUCCCAGUAACAAUUGAUCAUCCUAAUUCCAACAAAAAGCGGCGGACCGUCGUCGUCUCCGAACCCGAAAACGACACUCACGAGAGUGUCGACCUGUUCUUGAAGAACACGGAUACCAGUACGAUCAAGGAACUCCUCGCCUCCGUCCUCAAUUUCGGCGGCGGAGACGACGGCGAGGAAGAGUUGACCGCCAUGAAUACUACCACAACAAUCAAUAAUUACCAACAAGCUGUUGUUGAAGUGCCACCACCAGCAGAAUUGGAAGUAGUAGCUUCUCAGCCGUCGUCUAAGCAGCAGCGGAACAACAAACGCAAUCGGAAUGCAUUUACCUCCGCCUUGGUUCCGGCGGCGCCGGUGUCUAACCACCGAAGGAUGUGGGUGGUGGACCGAUCAAAGGACUGGUGGGAGAAAUGUAGCCACCCAGAUUACCCAGACGAAGAAUUCAAAAAAUCGUUUCGUAUGAGCAAGGCUACAUUCGAAAUGCUGUGCGAAGAGUUGGACCCACUUGUCACUAAAAAGAACACCAUGUUACGGGCGGCGAUCCCCGUCCGCCAACGCGUCGCCGUCUGUAUCUGGAGGCUAGCCACCGGCGAACCGCUUCGAGAGGUGUCGAAGCGGUUCGGGCUAGGGAUCUCCACCUGCCACAAACUCGUACUCGAAGUCUGCACCGCCAUAAAAACCUCCUUGAUGGGGCGGUUCCUCCAGUGGCCGGAUGACGCUAGGUUGACGACGAUCAAGGGAGAAUUCGAGAAAAUGUCCGGAAUCCCGAACGUCGUGGGUUCCAUGUACACCACCCACAUUCCCGUCAUAGCGCCGAAAGCAAACGUCGGCGCUUACUACAACCGCCGCCACACUGAGCGCAACCAGAAAACAAGCUACACCGUAACCGUACAAGGCGUUGUUGACCCGUGUGGGGUUUUAACCGACGUUUGUAUCGGGUGGCCCGGUUCGUUUUCCGACGAGAAAGUCCUCGAAAAAUCGGCCUUAUCCCAACGGGCCAAUACCGGGUCAAUGACCCAAAUGUCCAUAAUCGGAAACUCGAAUUACCCAUUAAUGGACUGGUGUUUGGUACCGUACAGUCACCAAAAUCUGACGUGGACUCAACAUGCUUUUAACGAGAAAAUUGGGGAUGUUCAAAAGGUGGCAAAAGAUUCAUUCUAUAGGUUGAAGAAAAGAUGGGGUUGUUUGCAAAAGAGAACGGAAGUUAAGUUACAAGAGUUGCCAGUUGUGUUAGGUGCUUGUUGUGUGUUGCAUAAUAUAUGUGAAAUGAGGAAAGAAGAGAUCGUUAACGAACCCGACAACUCGUUCGAGCUUUUCGACGACGAGGUGUUGCCGGAAAAUGUUGUCAGAUCGGUGACGGCGGUUCAAGCUAGAGAUCACAUUGCUCAUAAGUUGUUGCAUCAUGGACUUGGUGGUACCUCUUUUCUAUAGCUUUUUUUCAAUAAGCUAGUUUUUGAGGGGGGGGGGGUUUUAUUUGUUUUUUCUUCCUAUAGUAAUUUGGGCUUUUUACGAAGUCUUUAUUUAUUUAUUUUAGUCAUACACAGUUUUUAUGGGAACAUAUAGUAAUGGAUAUAAGUAGAAAAUAUUGAUGUAAGGAAAUUGGGUGCUGUAAACUGAUUUCUGUUGCAUUGAAUAAAAACUUACAAAUGUUACAACA